Molecule: messenger RNA, 1087 nt
Organism: Dreissena polymorpha
Lineage: Eukaryota; Metazoa; Mollusca; Bivalvia; Myida; Dreissenidae
Exons: 2
Coding region: 119-538 (139 amino acids)
Molecular function (GO): hydrolase activity
Source: RefSeq, a predicted model, not a curated record
AUAUAACGUCACGAAAUCGCCCGCCGCAUAGCUAUUUAAGCACACAGAUACGUCAUAGAACAAUACCACUGCUGCAGAAGUUGCCGUACGCACAUCGCAUCAACAAGAACACUGUAAUAUGAGUGACGAGGAAAUUGCGAGGGUUGUUUUCGGCGAGGCGAGAGGCGAGCCGUACCAAGGUCAGCUGGGCGUGGCUUAUACCAUUUUUAAUCGUUCUCGCCACCCGGGUUACCUCAACUCACCAAGGGACAUACUUUACGAGCGGGCGACCGACGGACGUCACAAGUAUGAGACCCUUGACGAUGCAGGUCACACGCAAGCCUGGAGCAAGGCAAAACAGACGCGCAAUGACGAGUACACGAGUGCCAUGAGGGCUGCUCAGGCCGCUAGGUCAGGGUCAGAGCCUGAUCCUACAAGAGGUGCAACGGAUUUCGCCUCGAAACAGAAUUGGCCUUCUGUUAGCGAUAAUCAGUACUGGCGGGCUACGAAUAAAACGCAGAUCGGCAACCAGUGGUUCGUGGGACGAGAAAAGAAAUAAGAGCUUACACCGAGUAUCAUGUAAUUAUCAAUUCUGACUUGAUACCGUUAUGUACUUAUUCAGUGUAGACAAUACAUGUGUAUUCGUGUUUUUUCUCUUUCUUAUCCGGCGAGUAUUGACUGAUUUAAAAUAUGUUGUAUUCACAAUAGACAUUCAUUUAUAUGUACAUAUAUUUGUGAACUGUUAUAACAAAUUAUAAGGUUUGAAGAACCUCGAUAUCGAUUUUAUUUAACUAUGUGAAGAACAAAUAUGAUACUUGCAGCAAGAAAAUAUGAAACAUGUAUUAAACAAAACGCUUUAUACAGACAUUUUGCUUUGUUGUGAAUAUAUGGUUUCUACUGAAACGUAUAAAAGUUGCGUUGUCUAUAACUAUAUGACGGUCAAAUAUUCAAUAUAUACCAGUAUGAUUGUGUUUAACCACAAAAUGUUUACUAAAUGUCUUUCUUGUUUUCAAAACUAAUUUGAUAUCGUGAAUGAAAUAUUAGUAUACACACACGGCAGCGUAUUUAAUCUUCUCUUUUUCAAUCUCAGACUAUUUUUGAAUUUCAU